AUGUCCAUCAUGUCUGAACACACAUUGUCAGAGGUCCCCACGAGGAAGGACGAAUUACCUCCCGACCUGCUUGCGUUGAGAACCUCCAACGCUGAGAAGGGUGUGAACAUUAUUGCUCAAACGCCCAGCCGACCAUACUCGUACCGUGAAGAUGAGACAGUCUACGAUCGCUUUACACCCGGUCGUAAGCGAAUUAUCACAGCCAUCGUGUCCUUCGCUGGUUUGGGCAUUAACCUAGCUUCACUGCUCGUGCUCUCAGCGUUGCCGGAGGUAGCAGCGGCUUUCAACACAACUGGAACAGUCAUCAAUUUUACCAAUGCUCUUUUCCUAUUAAUGAUGGGCAUCGGUGUUCUCUUCUGGGGCCCAUUAAGUCAGGUCUACGGUAGAAAAUGGUUGCAGUCAGCUCUCAAUCGGCCAAUUUGGCAUAUAUCUCGCCCUACACUUGAACUAAAUGUCCUAGAUCUUCGUCAUAUCGACAGUGUUGUUCUGCACGUUUUCACUGGCUACAGCGGUUUCCCCCAAUCUGCCAGCUUUCUUCAUCUUCCUGACAUUUAUCGUCCGACUGAACGUGGCACGGCAUUGGGUUGGUUUCUUGGAGGCACCCUUAUCGGGCCUGCUCUUGGUCCUUUCAUCGGAGGUGUCAUCGUUACGUACUCAACCUGGAAAUCUCUUUUCUGGUUCCAGGGCGCUCUCGGUGGCGCUGCUAUGGUCCUGGCAGUCGCAUUCCUCCCGGAAACAAGUCACGGAAAGUGGUCUGAAGAAUUGGAGGGAAUGACAACCAAAGAGAAGAUUAGCCAGAUCUGGGAGUGGGCGAAUCCGUUUCGAGUCAUCAGUCUAUUUCGGUACCCCAAGAUCCUCAUCGUCAACAACGGCCGUCCCAGUGGAUGUGUAGCUACAGCCUACGGCGGUAAGGCCCUUCACCAAUGUGGUGUUGCGGCAUCGUCUGUCCUGUGGAAUAUGCAGGUUCUCUUGACACCAGUUCGCUACGUUAUCAACCCGAGAUUCCACCUUACCUCCCCUCUGCAGUCAGGAUUCUUCUUCUUGGCACCUGGAGCAGGAUAUCUCGUUGGUACCUUUUUUGGCGGCCGAUAUGCCGAUUACACCGUGAAGAAGUGGAUCGCUAAGAGGGGACGGCGUAUUCCGGAAGACCGUCUACGGAGUGCCUUUAUCGCGCUAGGGGUUGUCAUCCCGGCGACCACCAUCAUCUAUGGAUGGGCAAUCGACAAGGCUAAGGGCGGUAUCCCACUCCCCGUCAUCUGCAUGUUCUUGCAAGGCGUUGCGCAGAUGGUCUGCUUCCCGUGUCUUAACAGUUACUGUUUAGAUGUCUUCAGAGAGAGGGCAGCUGAAGUCAUGGCUGGCAACUACUUCAUCAGGUACACUUUUGCUGCCAUCGGUACGGCAGUGGUACUUCCAGGUAUUCAGGGCAUUGGUGUGGGUUGGUUCUCCACAGUGAGUGCUCUCUUCGUUGCGAUUUCAAGUGCUGCUGUGUGUGGUAUCGUCAUCUUUGGUACGAGACAGAAGAACAGGGAGGAAAAGUCGGAACGCGCCCAAGCACAUGGGAUUGCUGGAGUUUAA
Messenger RNA from Colletotrichum lupini, 1575 nucleotides. RefSeq names its product major facilitator superfamily transporter. Gene Ontology annotation, molecular function: transmembrane transporter activity. Gene Ontology annotation, biological process: transmembrane transport. NCBI's taxonomy places the organism in Eukaryota, Fungi, Ascomycota, Sordariomycetes, Glomerellales, Glomerellaceae. Bases 1 to 1575 code for a protein of 524 amino acids. The record is from RefSeq and is a predicted model, not a curated record. The transcript has 7 exons.